Molecule: messenger RNA, 4857 nt
Organism: Lotus japonicus
Lineage: Eukaryota; Viridiplantae; Streptophyta; Magnoliopsida; Fabales; Fabaceae
Product: mediator of RNA polymerase II transcription subunit 16-like
Exons: 17
Coding region: 430-4143 (1237 amino acids)
Biological process (GO): regulation of DNA-templated transcription
Cellular component (GO): mediator complex
Source: RefSeq, a predicted model, not a curated record
CUGUGCUUUGCUAUCAUAUCCACUCACACAGACACAGUGCCACAGCACAACACAAACAAGUGAACAACCUCAACAAACAAAAAGUGCUCAUACGUCACCUUUGAAAAACAAAAUCCCAAUUCCGACCCAACAAAAACACUAACCUGCUUCCUUUGUCCACCACCACCACCCAACACAAAACCCUAAACCUCAGAUCCUAUCAAAAUCUUUCCUUUACAUUAAACAAAUCAAAUAAAAACCUCAAUUUCCUCAAAUCCCCAUCUCUCUCUCUCUCUCUCUCUCUCUCUCUCUCUCUCUCACUCACAUUCUCCCCACUCUCUCUCUACAGUGGAAUCUGUCACCUUCAAUUGCAACUUUCCACCACUAACCCCAUUCCCAUUCUCUCUCUGGCUUUUUGGUUUGGUAUAUAAAAGAUUUGAGCAUUUGGGUAUGAGUCAAAUUGAAGGAGAGGGAGAGCUAGAGGCUCAGUCUAUGCCCCAACAACCCCAAGAGGCUCUGAAGAAGGGUUCCGACGAGACCGAACCGGUCACGGAAGAACAAGAGGUUGUGGAGGAGGUGAAGCCACCGUUGGAUGAUCCAAUGGAGGAAGAUGAUCAAAUUAGCUCCGCCACUGUUUUCACCAUCAGGCUAAGACAGUCUAGCUCCAAUUUGCAGCACAAGAUGAGUGUCCCGGAACUCUGUCGCAAUUUCAGUGCUGUUUCUUGGUGUGGAAAACUGAAUGCUAUAGCUUGUGCAGCUGAAACAUGUGCCAGAAUACCAAGUUCAAAUGCUAAUCCACCAUUUUGGAUCCCUAUACAUAUUGUGAUCCCAGAGAGGCCGACUGAAUGUGCAGUGUUCAAUGUCAUAGCAGAUUCUCCUCGUGAUUCUGUCCAGUUUAUAGAAUGGUCCCCGACCUCUGGUCCCUGUGCCCUAUUGAUUGCAAAUUUCCAUGGGAGGGUGACUAUUUGGACUCAACCUUCUCAAGGGCCACCUAAUCUUGUUCGUGAUGCUAGCUGUUGGCAGCGUGAGCAUGAGUGGCGGCAAGAUAUUGCAGUUGUUACAAAGUGGCUAUCAGGAGUGUCUCCGUAUAGGUGGCUCUCAUCCAAAUCUAGUGCUGCUGCCAAUUCAAAGUUGACAUUUGAGGAAAAGUUUCUUUCACAGCAAUCUCAAACUUCAGCUAGAUGGCCCAAUUUUCUUUGCGUCUGUUCUGUGUUCUCAUCAGGCUCAGUUCAACUUCGCUGGUCCCAGUGGCCUCCUAGUCAGAAUGGCGCCUCACCUAAGUGGUUCUGCACUAGUAAAGGACUUUUGGGUUGCGGGCCCAGUGGCAUUAUGGCUGGUGAUGCUAUCAUAACAGACAGUGGUGCCAUGCAUGUGGCAGGGGUACCGAUUGUUAACCCAUCCACCAUUGUCGUUUGGGAGGUCACACCUGGGCCUGGAAAUGGUUUCCAAGUGACUCCGAAAACAAGUACAACAUCUGGUGUCCCACCUCUGAGCCCACCCAACUGGGUUGGUUUUGCGCCUUUAGCAGCAUAUUUAUUUAGUUGGCAAGAAUAUCUAUUAUCUGAAGAAAAGCAAGGGAAAAAGCUGACUGACCAAAAUCUAGUUGAUGCUGUACCUCUAUACUGCUCACCAGUUUCAAAUUUUUCAGCAUAUGUGAGCCCUGAAGCUGCAGCUCAAUCUGCCGCGACCACUACAUGGGGUUCUGGUGUAACAGCUGUGGCCUUCGAUCCAACUUGUGCCGGUUCUGUUAUAGCUGUUGUUAUAGUUGAGGGACAGUACAUGUCCCCUUAUGAUCCGGAUGAAGGCCCAUCAAUUACGGGGUGGAGGGUGCAACGCUGGGAAUCAUCUUUGCAGCAUGUUGUUCUCCAUCCGAUAUUUGGGAACCCUACUUCUAAUAUGGGUGGACAACCUCCUAUGCAAACUGUUUGGCAGUCCAAAGUGGACCUGAGCAUACCCCCAACCAAUGAUUUUAAGAACCAUCAAUUAUCUGCAAGUGGGAUGGCUAUUGAUGUGCAAAAGUCAUCUGAGCCUGUUUCUGACAAGUCAAAGAGGGUCAAUUUCGAUCCAUUUGAUCUUCCAAGUGAUGUUAGAACACUUGCAAGAGUUGUUUACUCUGCUCAUGGUGGUGAAAUUGCCAUUGCUUUCCUUCGGGGUGGUGUCCAUGUCUUUUCUGGUCCAAAUUUCACACCUGUAGACAACUAUCAGAUUAAUGUUGGAUCUGCCAUUGCUGCUCCUGCUUUUUCUUCAACAAGUUGCUGUUCAGCUUCAGUUUGGCAUUACACUCUUAAGAACUGUACAGUACUGAAAAUAGUUCGGGUUCUUCCUCCUUCUGUUCCUAUUAGUCAAGCAAAGGCUGAUUCAUCAAUUUGGGAGCGUGCAAUAGCUGAAAGGUUUUGGUGGAGCCUUUUGGUUGGAGUUGAUUGGUGGGAUGCUGUGGGCUGCGCACAAAGCGCUGCGGAGGAUGGUAUUGUUUCGCUCAACAGUGUUAUUGCAGUUUUGGAUGCGGAUUUCCAUUCUCUUCCUUCUGUUCAACACCGGCAACUUUACGGUCCCAGUCUAGACAGGAUAAAGUGUAGGCUACUGGAAGGAUCAAAUGCCCAAGAGGUCAGGGCGAUGGUUUUGGAUAUGCAAGCCAGGUUGUUGUUGGAUAUGCUUGGGAGAGGAAUUGAGUCUGCGUUGAUAAAUUCUUCUGCUUUAGUGCCUGAUCUGUGGCAAGCGUCUGGUGAAACAUUAUCCGGCAUUGACCCUGAAUCAAUGGCUGUUGAACCUGCACUAAUUCCUAGUAUUCAGGCUUAUGUUGAUACAGUUCUUGAUCUGGCUUCACAUUUUAUUACACGUUUGCGACGUUAUGCAAGUUUUUGUCGCACAUUGGCAAGUCACGCUGUGACUGCAGGCAGUGGAAGCAAUCGCAAUGUGGUUACCAGUCCUUCCCAAAGUUCAGCAACUCCGGCAACGAGUCAGGGUCAAAAUGGGACCACUAGCUCCAUGGGAAGCACACAGUUGCAAACUUGGGUACAAGGGGCUAUUGCCAAGAUUAGUAGCACUACUGAUGGAGGGUCCAAUUCAGCUCCUAACCCCAUCAGUGGUCCUUCAACAUUUAUGCCUAUUAGCAUUAAUACAGGAACGUUUCCAGGAACACCGGCAGUUAGACUUAUUGGGGACUGCCAUUUCCUUCACAGACUAUGCCAACUUUUGCUCUUCUGCUUUUUCUUUCGGCGUACACAGCUUCCUCGAUAUAUGGGGGUUGCAAAUAGAACUGCUGAUACAAAGCCUCAAUCUAAUGCAUCUGCUCCUGGGAAGGUGGAGGAGAUUACAAAGCCUGUUUCAGCUGUGACCAAGUCAGAUGAUGGCCUGACAGGUCGAGCUGGUCAGCUUGUGCCUGGGGCAAAAGGAGGUGAAGAAGCACCUUCUGGACGUUCCAGAGUAGGUAGUGGGAAUGCUGGCCAAGGAUAUACAUUCGAAGAGGUCAAGGUGCUUUUUAUGAUGCUCAUGGAACUAUGUCGCCGGACAGCUGGCCUGCAACACCCAUUGCCAAUCUCUCAGGUAGGGAGCAGCAACAUUCAGGUUCGGCUGCAUUAUAUUGAUGGAAACUAUACUGUGCUUCCAGAGGUUGUGGAGGCAUCCCUUGGUCCACAUAUGCCGAAUAUGCCCCGUCCUAGAGGUGCUGAUGCUGCUGGUCUUCUACUACGGGAGCUGGAACUCCACCCUCCAGCAGAAGAAUGGCAUCGGCGGAAUAUGUUUGGCGGACCUUGGUCUGAUCCGGAGGAUGUGGAUUGUGCAAAUGAUAAAGCUAAACUUGUUUAUUCUGACCCACUUGAUUUCUGCUCAUCGGAGCAUGAUGAUGUAUACUCCGGAACCCAUCGCUUAUGGCCAAGGAAGCGGAGAAUGUCUGAAAGAGAUGCAGCUUUUGGGUUGAACACUUCUGUGGGCUUGGGAGCUUAUCUUGGUAUAAUGGGAUCUCGAAGAGACGUCGUUACUGCAACAUGGAAGACUGGCCUUGAAGGGGUCUGGUACAAGUGCAUAAGAUGUCAGCGGCAGACUUCGGCUUUUGCUUCACCAGAUUCUACUACCUCUUCUAAUCAGAAUGACCGGGAGACGUGGUGGAUCAGCCGCUGGGCAUAUGGCUGCCCAAUGUGUGGUGGAACAUGGGUUCGGGUUGUCUAGAUGGCUGACUAGGAAACUGAAGUUAACAUGCAGAUGGAGUGCUGACUGGAUUUGUACAGAAGACGUGUAGAUUUUCCUGACAAGUUGGUUAUCAGUAUCUUUGUUUUUGUUGGUGGCUGUGUUAUCUUGGGAUUCCUACUGGUCACUCCGCGGGGUUUUAAAUUAUUCAAAAAUUCAAUUCAUUCAGAUCUGAAUUUGUUUUGAGAAUUAUGGUCAAGUUACUCCACCAACAGUAGGUGUUAACAUAUGCUUGGAGUUUUUGUAGUUUACUCCUUCUUGCAGGUUGUAAACCCUCUGCCUGGUGUUUCAUGCAUUGCUGAUAUGGGAGUGGAUAUACAGAUAGGAUUAUUAAGAGGCUGCUGCUGGUGAAUUGGAGAUCAUUAACCUAUAUUAAUGUAUAACUGUCAUGACUCGUAUUAUAAUGUAUAAGAUUAUACUCUCCAUCACAUCUACACAUUCUCGAUUUUGUGUGGAGCUGGCAAGUAGACUCUUGUGCUAAAGUAGUUUGGACAAAGUCCAUGUAAUUAGUAGCUUAGCUUAGCAUUUUACUAUCUCCAUGAGAACCCUGUAACUUGAUGAAAUGUUUUUUAAAGUUUUGUUGGGGGGCAAUAGUGGUGCAUUAAAAUGAGUAAUAUGUAAUUUUCUUAAACUGACUAUGCAGCAUUGGAGCUGGUUGGUUGGUGGUUUGACAUCAGCAGUUUUAGUCGACCCAAA